Molecule: messenger RNA, 1416 nt
Organism: Emericellopsis cladophorae
Lineage: Eukaryota; Fungi; Ascomycota; Sordariomycetes; Hypocreales; Bionectriaceae
Exons: 3
Coding region: 1-1416 (471 amino acids)
Molecular function (GO): metal ion binding
Source: RefSeq, a predicted model, not a curated record
AUGGACACAGCGCGCAGGCAGCACCGCCGGUACACUACGAGUAUGCUGCUACGCAUCAGCCGUAUGCCGGGCAGCAACCUCAAGCGUACGGCGGCCCUCAACAGCCUCACCAUCCCAGUUAUCCGCAGGGCCAGCCUCAUUGGCCUCAAAGCGCGCCUCAUGCGCCAGCUCCCAUGUCUGCCAAUACUUUUCACCCCACUUAUGCUUCGCAGACUUAUCCUGCAGCCCCUCACUAUCCUCAUGAGCCUUCCUAUGGCGCACAACAACACUAUGCUCAGCCGUAUCAGGCAAAUCACGCGGCACCUCAGUGGGGUAGUCAAGGACCUCCCAUUCCGCCCACCUAUAUUGCAGGGAGAGGCCGUGGCGGCUUCAAUGACCGCGGGGCCGCCAAGGUCGGCGCUCGUGGUGGUUUCGAGCAUGCACGACAAGAACAAUGACCAUCAUAACGCCGGAAGAAAAAAGAAGCGUAAAACGAACACCCUCGGCCUGACGCCAGGCAUGGAGUCCGAGUCGGAAGACGACGAGGGCGAAGAGGCCGCCCUGGAGAAGUUGCUUGGGCAAGAAAGAUACCAAGUGGACGAUGUUGCCGAGUUCUUGGCAGAACGCAAAAAGAACUUCCCAACAAAGGCUCGCGCAGAAGCGAGAAAGAAUGCCGAGUUGGCAUCCAAGACGGAAGACGAGGAGUCAGCACUCCACAAGAAGCGCGACAAGCUUCGGCGACAGCUCGCCAAGGUAGAAUCCUCCAUCAAGCGCAAGCGUGAUCUUGGCGAUGAGGGUGACGAGAUGCGCGACCUUUCAUUGAAUGACUCGGAGGAGGACGAGAAGCCCGAGAGCAUGACCUCGAAGCCGUCAGCAGCCAGUGCACCGCCACCAGCCAAGAAAGCCGACGUGACGCGGCACUGCAAGUAUUUCUCUACAGGCGGUUCGUGCGGGAAGAAGAGCAAGUGCCGCUUCGUUCACGAUCCUGCCGUGCGCGAGGCUGCAAUCAAAGAGCGCGACGCGAACAAUGGUCGCCUCACGAUUCAGCAACGUCUUGUUCUGAACGAUCAGGAGCAGGAAGACCUGGCCAUCCUGCAAUCGAUCCAGUAUCUCCGCGAAAAGGGUGUCAUGAAGAAGGAGAACCUGCCGGUGCCAAAGGAAUUUGAGAAGAGGCAGACGCCCGCGCCGCCAGUGGCCGCACCGCUGUCUGCUCCUCAGAAAACUAGUCUCCUGCCCGCCGCGUCCGCCUCGUUGCCUCCGCCCCCCCCUAAGAGGGAGCCGGUGGGGAGACGCAACAGCAAGAAUCAUGCCAAGCCCCCUGCCUCCGCGCCCAAACCUGCUGUCGUCGACGCGCAAGCGACCAAUGCACAGAACAGUUCUGCGUGGCUUAAUACGCCCUACAGCGCCAACGGCACGCAACCGGACGACCUGCCGUAG